AAACUAUGUUAUAGAUGCUUGCAAAAGCCUAAGACCUUUAAAAAACACUAAAAAGCACACUGAAAACGGAAAAAAACAGAUAAACCGAGUGAUAUAAACCGAAACUAGUCUAUACGUGAAAAACAAAAAAAGCCGAAUAGUAAGCUGAGGCAAAACCACAGGUAACUAUUAAGUAUGGUGAAACUCAAAAAAAAGUAAUCUACCGAACGUAUAGCUCAGGAUAGAUUCUUUAGAACUGAAAUGGUACUUUUGUUGCGUAAGAACACAGCAAAAGUUUGAUAAAUGCAAAUCACGUUAGGACUAAACUUCCCAUUCGACAAAUUUCCCCCAAAUACACGACGUAAGGGGAAAAAGCGACAUUUCCCCUAAAUAACCGACGUAAAGGCGAAAAAGCGACAUUUCCCCUUUAUUUACUCUUUCGUCCGCUUUAUUUCCCCUUUCUUCGCCUUUAUUUCUCCUUUUUGUGUUGCUUGGGAUCCUGAUAAGCAAUUUUUUUCUUAUAUAUUGCCUCCACUUGGUUAACUGCUUCUAUGAAUUCAGUGUUCAUCUUUUUGUACUAAUGAUUUAUCGCAACUUGGACCGAUGCACAUAUGUCCUGGUUUUAUGUUGUAAAUGAAUAACUGACAGUGUGCUAGGCUCAAGGAGAUUUGUAUGCUAUAUGCAUGCACUUCAUUCCGUUAUUAUUCCUAUUAUUAUCCCGGAAUUUUCGUUGUUUAGCAUUUUGCCUUGUUUCGAUCAUGGGAAUAUGAAUAUUUUGAUUUCAGCGUACCCGUUCACAUAGUCAUUGUCGUGGUCAUUAGUGUGUGUAACGCUAUUAAUUAUGCAUCUCUGUUUAGAUGGAGAGGAAAACGAAGGCAGAACUCCACUACUUUAUGAUCAAUCAAGUACAGUACAACUUAUUUCAGCGCAUCAAAGUCGCAGACCACGAAAUUCUUCACCUUCAGAUGAUUUUCAAAAAAUUGGUGUCAAUGUAGACCCCGGGGAGAGAAACGUGUUCAGUUUUAAACGAUUAUGGACGUUCACAGGUCCUGGAUUCUUAAUGAGUAUUGCCUAUCUGGAUCCUGGAAAUAUAGAAUCAGAUUUGCAAAGUGGUGCAAUCGCUAAUUAUAGACUUCUAUGGCUUUUACUCCUAGCUACAUUGAUGGGAUUAUUUCUACAACGUCUGGCUGCUCGUUUGGGUGUAGUGUCAGGUAGACAUUUAGCAGAAGUAUGCUAUGAUGAAUAUCCUACACCGGCACGUAUUAUACUAUGGAUUAUGGUUGAGGUUGCAAUUAUUGGGUCAGAUAUGCAAGAGGUGAUUGGUACUGCUAUAGCUAUAAAUUUAUUAAGUUUUGGUUAUAUACCUUUAUGGGCUGGUGUACUUAUCACUAUUUUGGAUACUUUCACUUUUUUAUUUCUUGAUAAAUAUGGUUUACGUAAAUUAGAGUUCUUUUUUGGACUUUUAAUAACUAUUAUGGCUGUGACAUUUGGUUAUGAGUAUAUUGUUGUAAAACCCGAUCAAGUAUCUCUUUUACGCGGAUUAUUUGUGCCUUCUUGUCCUGGUUGUGGUUGGCCUGAAUUGGAACAAGCUGUUGGUAUCCUCGGUGCUGUUGUAAUGCCUCAUAAUUUUUACUUACAUUCUGCUCUUGUUAAAUCACGUGAUAUAGAUCGAAAUAAUCCAUCUUUGGUUCGUGAAGCGAAUAUGUAUUACUUCAUUGAAUCAACCAUUGCAUUAUUCGUUUCUCUUAUGAUAAAUAUAUUUGUUGUAUCAGUAUUUGGUGCUGGGUUCUAUGGUAAAAAUGUUAAACAAGUGAUUGAGAAUUGCACACUUGAAGGUAAAAUUCCUGUUCGUUUUACAAAUGCUGCUUCUAGUUUUGAUCCAAAUAGUGUCGAUUUGUACACAGGAGGAAUAUUUCUAGGUUGUGAGUUUGGUCUCGCCUGUCUUUUUAUUUGGGCUAUCGGUUUAUUGGCUGCUGGGCAGUCGUCUACAAUGACUGGGACAUAUUCUGGACAGUUUGCUAUGGAAGGUUUUUUAAACUUAAAAUGGAAACGCUGGCAACGAGUGUUAAUAACGCGUUCUAUAGCUAUUUUGCCCACGAUUUUAACGACUGUUUUUCGAGGCAUUGAAGAUUUAACUGGAAUGAAUGAUUUCUUAAAUGUACUAAUGAGUGUUCAACUGCCAUUUGCUGUUAUUCCAUUGUUAACAUUCACUAGUAGCAAAUCAGUUAUGGCUGAAUUUAAAAAUUCUCUUCCGGUUUCAAUUGUUGCUAAUUUAAUAUCCAUAGCAGUUGUGUCAAUUAAUCUAUUCUUGGGUAGUGUUGUAAUUAAAGCACGUCUACCGCAUCAUUGGGCAGUAUAUUUAGGCAUGGGAUUAUUAUUCGCAUGUUAUUUAGGAUUUGUAUUUUACUUGAUUUGGUUCGGAUUUAUUCAUGUAUGGCGUUCAAGAAGGACUCCUACAACAUUCGUUACAUUGAAUAUGGAUAGAUCUCUUUCAGUGAUUGACGUUGGUGCCACGACUGUUCCUAUCAAUGGUGAGGGCGGUAAUCGAUCGACCAAUGAGAAAACUCUCCAUAAUACAAUGGUUCUUUCUUAGAAAUUAUACGAUACAAAAGGAUUUGAAAGAAAUAAUUUAGCCAAAUAACAGUACUUAGCAGGAAGAGAACCUUUUGCCAAUUAAACCUUGUCUUUCUAAUUCAUCCAUACUAUUAUUAUUAUUACUACUUCCAUAGUAUUUGUAUUUAACAUAAUGAUAUUUUUUCCAGAUUGUUGUUAUGCUACUAUCAGAGUAUAUUUGGCCUUAAAUUACAUUUUAUUUAUUAAUUUAUGGAAUAGUAAGCAAUUGGGAAGUAAUAUGAUUUUCGUUUUGUCAAUUGAUCUAUUUACACACUGUUUUUAAUCUUUUUGCUAUGAGUCACAUUUAUUUCGAAUUGUUUGAUAUGCUGAAAGUUUUUACAAUAUAUAUAUUGAGAUAUGUG
Molecule: messenger RNA, 2954 nt
Organism: Schistosoma mattheei
Lineage: Eukaryota; Metazoa; Platyhelminthes; Trematoda; Strigeidida; Schistosomatidae
Source: the annotation of a GenBank genome assembly